Molecule: messenger RNA, 3266 nt
Organism: Biomphalaria glabrata
Lineage: Eukaryota; Metazoa; Mollusca; Gastropoda; Planorbidae
Product: toll-like receptor 5
Exons: 6
Coding region: 270-3173 (967 amino acids)
Biological process (GO): immune response; toll-like receptor signaling pathway
Cellular component (GO): membrane
Molecular function (GO): protein binding; transmembrane signaling receptor activity
Source: RefSeq, a predicted model, not a curated record
AUAUCUAAGACUCCAAAGUUGACAAAAAUUGGAAACCACUGCUAUUAAAAAUAUUUGACUUGAUGUGUUUUUUGUGUAAUGUAGCAUGACGAUUAAAUCUGCACAGAAACAAAAAAAAAUCUAGUAUUUAAGUAAUGCUUCCCAAGUUGUAAAGUGCAAAGUAUUCAACAUGAAAGUUUGUUAUUUAGUCGCGUGUCUACUCUGAACACUAAAGUGUAUUUACGUAAGCAGUUUGUUUAUUGCCCGUACACUCACAGCUCCUGGAAAAGAUGUUUGACAAGGGUUUACGUUUCUUUCUAAAGACUCUGUUGGUAAUAAUGUAUAAUGCGAUACACUCCGAAAGUCUCUUGUUCAACUUUAAGAAACUAUCAGGCAAUGAAAGUGUUGUGAUCAACUGCUGCUUAGUGGACCAAUUGGAGGAUGUACUGGUAGCCAACUGUUCCAACUUGAACUGGACUUUUGUGAACCUUCAAUGUGUGCCAGUGUCUACACAAGUGUUGUUACUGGACAGAAAUAAUCUGACUACCUUGACCAAUGGCUCUUUUCAAACACUGACCUCUCUAAGGCAACUUAGUAUUCAAUCUUCGAACAUUCAUCGGAUUGAGAUCGAUACCUUUCUAGGUCUCAGUCAACUACAAAACUUGAGCCUUGAAAAUAAUCAACUCAGAGAUGGAGUCACUUCUUUUAACCCGCAAGCAUUUAGACAUCUUACAAAUCUGAAACAACUACUCAUUGGAAAGAAUCAGAACCUCUCUAAAAACUUAAAAGAUGCUUUCGUUUAUUUACAGAACCUGUCUACCCUUUCAAUGGAUGGUUUUGAAAAAUUACAAAUAGGAAGAGAAUUCUCAUAUUUGACCCAACUGAACAACCUUACUUUGUAUUGCUCAAAAGUAACGAACGUAACAAACGAAAGUUUUAUAGGCUUGUGGAACUCUAGCUUAAAAACAUUAAGUUUAAUUGAUUUUGAUAACUUGCAAUUUGAUCCAGACGAUAUGGAUCAAGAUACGUCGCUUUUCAGUGAUGACGCAUUCCAGAAUUUAAACUCAUUAGAAGUCCUCAGAAUUAUUAACUGCAGAAUUGGAAAUGAAAACAUGGCCAGAAAAUUUAAACAUUUUAUUAACUCUUCAUUGCACACAUUAUACCUUGACACUACACAUUAUAUGAAAGAUUAUUAUAAUCCUAACUCAACGUAUGAAGAUGGGGUUAUAUUAAAUAAUACUGUUAAAUAUUUAAGGCAGUUAACUCUUUCUCAUUUCUCCUGGAUAGACAGCAAUAUUUUCGCCAUAGCACCUGGAGUUAUAUCCAGUCCACAAUGGAGACAAAACAUCAAAUCUAUUGAUUUCUCCAAAAACAAAUUGGGCUGGCUGGGAUGGAGGUUUCCUUUGUUAGAAGCGGCACGUCUGGAGAAAUUGGAAGAAGUUAUUAUUACAUUUCCAAACCCGGCAAAUGAAAUGUCAUAUCCUUAUCUAGAAGUUGAUAGUGGCAAGGAAAAUGAACAGCCCUCAUUAUCUGUACCAACAUAUCUGGAUUUCUACAACAUACGAUCUUUCACUGGGUCAAGGACAACAAAAACAAUGAGUAAAUUAAAGAGUCUAGAAACCAAUGUCAAAUCUAACAAUCUAACCUCAUCGUCAAAAGAUGAUGGAAUUUUACAAGCUCUGCCUUGGAGAAAUGAUUCGCUGAAUAUUGUACCCUUAAAAAACGAGGUGGCUUCUGGUUUUGAACCUAUUGCAAUAUUUCCAGUUACAUCCUAUGCCGCGCUUGGUUCUAUUAGUGAACGAAGUCUCUUUCGAAUUUUAGAUAAACCUUUUUAUCUGACGAAAUCUGCCAUUUGGACUUACAGAGUGCCUGCAUCGCUACGCACAAUUAAAGUUAUGUACACUCUCCAGGGAGAUAACCAAUACAGCAACCAAAGUAUACAAUUCAUCCAGGCAGCUAACCUUACACAUGUCUAUUUUGUUGGUAACAGUAUACUUCGAGGUACGGGUAGAAUUAAAGGACUGACAAACAUUCAGCUUUUUGAUGCUUCCAAAAACGCACUGAUAGUUUCCCCAUAUUUUUUCGACGAGUUUCCCACCUUGAGAUACCUAAUAUUGAGAUCCAUGAUGAACGAAGACUUCUUUCAACGUACAAGUAUCGACAGAAUCAUUCAGAACAUGCCAGAACUGAGAUAUUUAGAUCUUACAGACAAUAAACUCAAUUUUCUUCCUCCAAAUUUAUUUUCCAGAAACUCUCACAUUACUCAUGUGAUAUUGGCUAAAAAUAGAUUUUCCUCUUUUCCAAUCACGAUGGAUCUGGUUCCUAAUUUAAAAACUCUUGAUUUGUCUGGAAACGCUCUCAGCGAUCUAACAGAAGAGGAGAUGACAGCUCUGACGAAACACUCGGAAAAUGUUCCAGAUUUUUAUUUGGCUCUGGCUGAGAAUAAUAUUGUCUGUGUGUGUUCUCAGAUUAAAUUUAUGAUUUGGCUUAACAUUAGCGAUUUUCUGGAUAACAAGGGAAAUUAUUCGUGUACAUCUCAGGAAGGACAACUUAUUUCAACUGAAGUAUUGUUACAAGAUGUUUCAGGAUUUUACAUACAAUGUUUUGGCUACAAUUAUCUGUUGAUUUCCAUCGUUUUACUGCUCGUGAUGUCCUCCACCUUCCUUGUGGCCUACCUCGUGCACAGAUUUAGAACCGCCAUAGAAGCUUCUUUGGUUAGAAUCUUUAUCAAGGCUUUUCGACCAAUGAAAUCUAGCGACUACAAGACACACGUUUUCAUUGGCUACGCCGAUGAGGAUGUCGGCUUCGUGAGACAUAUUUUGUUAAGGUACUUGGAGGAAGAUCUCAAAGUCUCUACCUUUGUCCAUCACCGUGACCUGGCUCCAGGCUACUCUGACCAACAGAUGUUUGAAGCCAUGAGAGACAGUUGGAGGAUACUUUUAGUUAUAACACAGACAUUUUUAAAUAACUACGAUCUGUCGGAUAUUAUUAUGAAGUAUGCCAGUCAUUCUGUGAGCACAGCCAAUGAGAAACGUGUUGUCCUAUUGGUCCAACAAACUCAGUUGUACAACAUCCCAGGCUCCUUGUAUGAUGUCCUGGAAGACUCACGAAUCAUUGUCAUCUCUGAUCUGUCUGCUCACCUGGACUACGCACAGAGACAAGCAAUUAAACAAUGUCUUAGAGAUAUCCGAUAAACAUGAUAAUAGAAUCAGACUUAAAUAUGCUGGAUUUUUUAAUAAAUAAUACAAUUAAAAAAUAAUAAAAACUUUCAGGACAUACUGUCCAGA